Messenger RNA from Cryptosporidium muris RN66, 4437 nucleotides. RefSeq lists its product as uncharacterized. The transcript has a single exon. NCBI's taxonomy places the organism in Eukaryota, Apicomplexa, Conoidasida, Eucoccidiorida, Cryptosporidiidae. Bases 1 to 4437 code for a protein of 1478 amino acids. The record is from RefSeq and is a predicted model, not a curated record.
AUGAGAUUCUUUAUAUAUCUAUUAGUACUGGGUAUUAUACUAAUUUUGGAGAUAUGUCCUACUGUUUGUCAAAUUAAACCAAAACCAUAUCCAGAAAGAAGUGUUGAACCAUAUUUAUCACAAUCAGGUUCACCAUAUGGAGAUAAUGUUGAUUCUCCACAACCAACACCACCAUAUUAUGAAACUCUAUGGGGUGCAUCAUCAAAUCCCCCUGUAGUAACUCAGUGUCAAUUUAUAUUCCCAAUUACAAUAACAAUUGGAAAUUUAAAUAUAACAGAUCCAGUUUCAGUUGAAUUUUCUUGCAAUCAAAAUUUAAUUAAUGGAACAUCUCAAAUUAAUACUCAAUAUGGACCUUUGUCGAUUAGUAAUUCUGCUACAAUAUUACCAGUAUGUAAUGCAUUCACAGAAAUAUUAAAUAAUAUAUCUCCAACUGCUAUUCAAACUUAUACAUAUACAAAUCUAACAUAUUAUGUAACUGGUGAAAUGAUUCAAAGCUUAUUUCCUUAUUUUACAAGCUCAGAGUAUAGUAUAAAUGGAACAAGCUCAUAUGAUUGGUUAUCGCUUCAUGUGUACAGUGAAACUUGGUAUAAUUUACCAUCAGUAUUUAAUUUAGCUCCCCUAUUUAAUACAACUGUUACAUUACCAAUAAUAUACAAGGUUUUUUUACCUGAAUAUAUUCUUCCAAAAGAUAUCGUAAUAGGAACAAAAGGUGAACAUUAUUAUGUUAAUGGAUUUAACAUUACAAUAGCUGAUUUAUCAAAUACUACUGCAAACUCAAAAAAUUCAAUGUGGAUACCACCUAAAACAGGUUUAGCUGGUUUUUUACCUGUAAUAACUCCAGUAUAUCAGAUGAAAGUUGUACCUUAUUAUAAUAACGUAACAGCCGUAUUUAAUAAAGCAGCUGUUACAUGGGGCUAUACAAAUAUACCAUAUACUGUAACACCUGCUCGAGUGAUCCCUCCAACAAGACUUCCUGUAGAAUUAGAAAAAAAUUGUUCAAAUAGUUUUGUAUUUUAUUAUCCAACAGCUCCAUAUUCUUUGGGAGCAACAAUUAAGAACUCAAGUUUUCCAGGUGAUUUAACCUAUCUUCAAAAAAAUAAUUCAAGAAGUUUAUUUCAACGUAAUACCCUCCAAACAUAUAGCUUUUUUAACAAAUAUAUUGUAAUGAAUCCUCCAAAUAUUACUGGAAUAUUAAAUAAUACAGGUCCUCCAUUUACUAUUAUUGAAAAUAAUUUUAUUGGUGGCUGUUUUUAUAAUGGUACAUAUCCAUUAGUUCCUUCAAUUGAUAACUAUGGUUUUACAAACACUGGUUAUUGCUCUUCACAAAUUUUUAAUAAUAGUGUAAAAUAUAAAACUCCUUAUUAUCCACCUCCUCUUAAUUUUAAAGGAUAUUUUCAAUCUGCACUUGAUCAACCAGGCCUGAUAACUAAUAUACUUCAAACUGUAUCAUAUAUAGGAUUAGGCACACCAAAUCAAAAUAAAAAUGACUAUUAUAAAAGAAUAGUAGGACAAUAUCCAGGUGUAUCUAUAGUCAAUCAAUUAUUUUAUGGUAUAUUUAUUCAAGGUCCUCGUAUAAUUUGGCCAACCUCUUAUUUUUUUAACCCUACUAAAACAAUUACACCUGGUGGAUCAUUUUAUGCUAUAUCUCAACAGUAUAUUGAAAGAAUGUAUGGUUCUUAUAAUACAUUGGGUGCAGGAUCAGGAUGUAGAGGUGCUAGGUUUAUACCUUUACCUGUUGAAAUGACAGAUGUAUCUGUUAAAUGGCAAUGUUAUACAACAAAAAAACCAGUUACUCAAAUAUAUGGUGCAACAACCCUAAAAGAUCAAGCAUUUGAAAUAUGUAUGAAUAUAACUAAAGACAGUCCUUUAGUAAAUUGUGUAUUAAAUGAAACUCAGAUACCAUAUACACUUCAAAAUAGUUCAUCUACUACAACUUUAUGGAGUACAAGUAUAACUAAUGGCCAUUAUUCUGAAACUACACCAUUAUUAUUUAUUCAAAAUACUACUACUCCAAUGACAGUAUAUGGAUAUUCAGAAAUAGGAUGGUGGGUUGAAUCAAUUACAUAUCCUAAUAAUUAUCCUCAGUGGUUCUUAAAAGCUCAAACAUGUGCAUAUUUAUCAGAACUUCCAAUGUUUCCUACUUCUAUACCCCAAGUAUUUCUUAUAGAAUCUGUAGUAAAUCCUUGGGAUCAUAUACAAAGUUCUCAUUAUUUUGGAACUAUACCAUUUUUAAAUACUAACAAAACAUUUAGUGUUCAAAUUCAAAUAAAUGAUUCAAAUUUUUUUACAGAUCUUCAAACUAUGAUUAUAUUUACAUCAUAUUUAGUUUGCGAUGGAUAUAAUACAAUGAAACUUACAACUAUUCCAAAUAAACUCCAAGCUUCAUAUAUGAUACCUCCAAAUAAGGUUACAAUAUCUGCUAUAAUUAAACCAUAUUCAUUAUUUGCUGAUCAAAAUAUAAAUUGCUUUAUUGUUUUCUAUGCAAUUCCAUCAUCUAUGAAUACUUCAAUUAAUCCUAUAAGUUUUGGAUCAUUAGCUAAUCAAAUUCCAACAUCACCUCCUAAAGGUAUUGGACAAUUUUUAUAUUAUAUAAGUGCUGAUAUGCCUCCUCAUUUAGGAACUGUGAAAGUCUUAAGUCCUAAUGUAAAUUCAUCAUCUAUUAGUGAUACUAAUUAUAUUUGGAUAUCUCAAUUAGCAUUCCCUACGCAAGUACAAUCUUCAUUCUUCCCAACAAUAGGAUUAAUAGCUUCAUCAGAUCCUAUCAUAUCCUCAUCAUCAAAAAUACUAAUACUUGGGGAUAGUCUGCAAUUACUUCAACAAUCAAUAAGGCUUCCAUCAAUAGUACCUAUUUGGUAUAUUUUUGUCAGAGGUUUAACACCAUCUAAUAGUGGAUGCUUAAUACCAUGUGAUAUAUCAGUUAAACAAAAUUAUAUUACACCAUAUUGUACAUAUAAUAAUACUCAGAUUGGACCUAUAUGCCCAUCAGUUCAAAUUAAAAUGAAUCCAUAUGAUUCUAAUCAACAAAUUCAAGAUUUAAUUGCAGUUGCAACUCAUGAAAUUACAUAUUUAAAUUUAAUUGAUGCUUUACAAAUUGGUAUUGCCUUAUUUUCACAGCCUAUUACACAAAAUCUUGUAUGGGACACUUAUUAUGAUAUAUUAUUUAAAAUGCUUAUAGAAGAACAACAAACUCCAACAGCAGCAGAUUUCUCAGCAUCUAAAUUGAUGGUUUUUAAUAUUAUUAAUUUAAUAUUACAAACAGCCUAUGAUAAUCCAGAAAGUAAUAUUGAUACUCUUAGACCAUUUAUUACAAUUGCAAACAAUACACUUAAUGCAGAAUGUGCCAAUAAUCCUGGUUUCAAAUUUUUACUACUUGAAACAAUAGAUCUUUUAGCAGCUACUAAUGGAUGGAAUUUUUUCAAUGAUAAUAAGCAAUAUCAAAAAAUAUUAUUCUAUUUAACACAAGCAGUUGGAAAUAGACUUUCUUUCUUUAGUGGACCUGGUGAUUCAUUCCAAUGGUUAGGACCAAAAUCUAAUCUGCAAUUUAAUUCUCAAACAAUAUCUCCUAUACAAUUAGAAUCUGGAAUUAAAGUGGGAUCUUUAAAAAUUCCUUCUAUAAAAUUAAUAAAUACCAUCAAAUAUCACUUGAUACAAUCUAUUUUUAUGCAAAUGAAUCCAAAAUUCUAUAAUGAAGGUUAUGUUGAUUCAUAUUGGAUACCUUCAUGUCCAAAUAAUACAUUAACUUUUGCAGUUACUACUAUACCAUCUACUGCUAUAAGUAAUAUUAUUAAUAAUGUGGCACCUACAAAUAAAUAUGUUGAAAUAACUGUUGCAUCAGCAGCUGUAUAUGUUUGCUCAAUUGAUUAUACAAUUUCAAAUUUGCCAUCACCUGUAUCAUUUACUGUAGAACUUAAUUUAGCAGUACCUACAAAUACUACUCAGUUACAAUGUGCUGUUCUCGUAGAUAACUAUUGGUCUACUCAACAAUGUGAAACUUACCAAAUUAAUUCUUCUUCAAUAUUAAGUGAAGUUAAAAUACAAUGCCAAUGUUCUGCUAUUAGUGAAUAUGCUUUAGUAGGAAAUAUUUCUUUAGCACAAAAAUUACCAAUUAUUGUGAAUCCAUGGUAUGGAUUCUCAAAUAAGCUAAAAAAUAUCUUACCAAAUGUUACAAAUCUUACUAGUCAAGUUUCUCGUGCUCAUUCAGGAUUUAUUUAUAUUGAAGGUGAAUCAUCAAUACCAACAAUAUCUAAAGAUACUAAUACUACUGCUAAAGCUGGAAAAUUUGUAUCUAGUUUAAGAAACACAGAUAAUAAUAAGACAAUAAUAUUAGGUAUAAAUGAAGAACAAAUAGAUACAGCUAAGGGGACUACUAUUGAAUAUGGUUUCAUGUAUUCGUGGGAGCCAUCACCAAAUUCAAAUAUUACAACUCUUAAAUCUUAA